AUGCUGGCUCCUCCAGCUUUUCAGGGGACUACAGAAUCUUUCGAAGCAGACAAUUGGCUUACAGAAAUGGAAAAGGCAUUUGCUGUCUUAAGAUGCCGGGACGAUGAAAAACUUCUGUUUGCAUCAUACAUGUUGCAGGGAGAAGCAUUUAAUUGGUGGCAGAUGUUGGAGCAUAAAUUUGAGCAUGAUGGGGAACCUCUCAAUUGGGAUAAAUUUCGAAAAGCAUUCUAUGAUAAAUAUUUUCCUCGGAGUGUAAAGCCACAGAAGGAACAAGAAUUUAUCCAUUUGAAGCAAAGGGGCAUGACAGUGGCCGAAUAUGAAGCCAAAUUCACAGAACUAGCCAAAUUUGUUCUGAAAUUGGUAGAGGAUGAGCAAGACCGAGUGCACAAGUUUGAGAUGGGAUUGAAGACUGAAAUUAGGAAGCAAGUGGUACCCUAUGAGUUUACUACCUACGCAGCUGUGGUGAAUAAAGCUUUAAUCAUUGAAAGGGAAGUCAACGAAGCUUUUGCUGAAAGGGAAAGAAAUCAAAAGAAAAGAAACAGACCUGUUGAAUUUAAAGGGGGAAACAAGAAUUUCAAAAAUCCAGCUCAGAAGCCAAAUAAAGAUAGAAAUCUCAAAAAUGAGAGUGGGAAGUGUUCAAGAUGUGGCGUGGUGACAGGUACUAUUCCUGUAUCUGAUAUUUAUGCUUAUGUCUUAUUUGAUCCUGGUGCCACACAUUCAUUCAUAUCCUCAAACUUUGUCAAAACACAUGACAUAUUGUGUGAAUCCAUGACCACUAAGUUCUAUGUGGAGACACCAGUAGGCGAUAGGGAAUUACCUGUGGAUCUGAUUGUACUUGAUAUGCGGGAUUUUGAUGUCAUUCUGGGGAUGAAUUGGCUUGCUACCUAUCAUGCCUCAGUAGACUGUCAUGACAAGAGGGUAAACUUCCAAAUUCCGGGAAAACCGACAUUCAGUUUCUGUGGGAACCAGGGAACUGCUUUUCCUCAUAUUAUUUCGGCUUUGCAAGCUGGACGAAUGUUAAGGAAAGGAUGCACAGGUUAUCUGGCCUCAGUAAUUGAUAUACAACAAGAUGAACUAAAAAUAGAGGAUAUUCCUAUAGUGAAUGAAUUUUCGGAUGUCUUUUCCAAGGAGUUAUCAGGAUUGCCACCGGACAGAGAAAUUGAAUUCACUAUUGAUCUUGUACCUGGUUCAGGUCCGAUUUCUAAAGCUCCUUAUCGAAUGGCCCCAGCUGAAUUAAAAGAAUUGAAAGAUCAGUUGCAAGAUUUACUGGACAAGGGUUUUAUACGACCUAGUGUGUCACCUUAG
Messenger RNA from Phoenix dactylifera (date palm), 1305 nucleotides. The record is from RefSeq and is a predicted model, not a curated record. NCBI's taxonomy places the organism in Eukaryota, Viridiplantae, Streptophyta, Magnoliopsida, Arecales, Arecaceae.